AGAGAGAGAGAGAGAGAGAGAGAGAGAGAGACUGCUCAAAUACUGGAGACGGACGGCUCACAGAGAGAGAGAGAGAGAGAGUCAGAGAGAGAGAGAGGCAAAGGAAGAUCUAAUUGGAGAGAGAGUCAGAGAGAGAGAGAUCAUCAAUGGGGUUUACAGCAAAGGGCAAGAGAGACAGCAACAACAACAAUGAAAGCUGGGGACUGGGCUUUUUCCUAGUCUUCUUCCCCGACAACGAACAAGAACAAUCAUCACCCAUUGACAAUAUCAAAAACACCACCAUUUCCAAUUCCUUCAAAUCCACCAUCCACAGCAACACUCCUCCUCCUUCUCCAACACUCACUCGCCGCCCCGCAGCCUCAUCUUACCCCCUCCUCCUCUCCAAAGCCCAAUCCACCAUCUCCAUCUGCGCCCUCCUCGUCUUCCUCUCUCUCCUCUUCUUCACUCUCUCCUCCUUCGAACCCACCUCCACCCCCUCCUCCUUCUCUACUCGCCGCCACCUCUCCUCCUCAAACCACCCCCAAUCCCUCCCCAAACCCAUUUACCAAAACACCCCCCAACGCUCACCUCACGCCUUACAAGGCCUGGGCGAUUUGUACAGAAAAGGCACCAAAGCCAUGAACGACCUCACUGUCGGCCACGUCAUAGAAUCCGUCACGGAGCAAGAACUCCGUUUAUUCCUCAGAUUAUUUUACAAAUCUCCUUUCUCCUCUAAAUCAGACCUUUUAUUCAUUUUCCCCUCUCCAUCGCAUUCCUCCGCAUUCCGUUCAGUAAUCUUUCAAGAAACCGAGUCGUUUUUCAAACUCGUUAAUCCAACCCAGUUCUUCAAACCCCCCGAGUCAACUAGUUUUGAUGAUGAAAGAGAGUUUUUGGACAAGGAGAAGGAAAAGGGGGAGACAAUUUGGGGGAGGGGGAUAAGGAGAGAGAACUUGACUGAGUCGACCCGGGCGAGUUACGGCUCGGUGGUGGGUUUCGUGGUGGACGAGCUCGACCCGGAGACCUCGCUCUCGGGUUUUUUGGACCACGUGCCGAUGAGCAUGAGGAGGUGGGCGUGUUACCCGAUGCUGUUGGGUCGGGUACGGAGGAAUUUCAAGCACGUUGUGUUAGUGGACGUUAAGGAAGUGUUGCUACUCGGUGACCCGCUGAGUCGAAUCAGGAACCGGAGUCCCGAGUCCGUUCAGCUGUUAUCUACCGAGGCAGGCGGUGCACAUAAUACCAACAAGCAGCACGGGAAGAGAAACGCGGCGAAAACCCAGUCGCGGAAGCCGGUGAACUCGGCCGUGGUUUUGGGCGGCACCAGGGGAGUCCGGCGGCUCUCGAAUGCCAUGCUGACGGAGAUAGUCCGAGUCACGACCCAACACAAGAAUAAGAACUCGGUGACCGAGUCGGGGCUGUUCAACCAACUCGUUGGCAAUGAGUUCAUACUGAAGAAUGUGAAUGUGGUCAGGUCGGCCGAGUCGAUUCCCGAUUUGAGUUCACUCACUGGGUUGAACUCAAACUCCGGUUCAUCCCUGUCUUUAUCAAAUUAUAUCAUGCUUCGGCGUGGUAAUAGCAAUAGUGAUAGUACUUCUAUCAUUAUGAAGCAUGUCUGUGGACUAGAAUUAAAUUCCUCGGUUUAUAGCGAUUGUUUGUAAAUGUGGUAAAUAAUAAGUUCAAUUUAUUUAAUUGGAGAUUUUGUAUCCCACACUUUUAGUUUUCACACAAUGUAUAAAACAUUUUACGAUUAUAUUC
Molecule: messenger RNA, 1731 nt
Organism: Rhododendron vialii
Lineage: Eukaryota; Viridiplantae; Streptophyta; Magnoliopsida; Ericales; Ericaceae
Exons: 1
Coding region: 147-1634 (495 amino acids)
Source: RefSeq, a predicted model, not a curated record